AUUCCAUGUGUGAAAGUCUAAGAGAGUGAGAGAGAGAGAGGGAGAGAUGGCAGAGUCAGGGAGGUAUUGUUACAGGGAAGUAGUUCCAUUCUGUGCAAUGGUUGCAGUUGAGUGUACCAACGUGGGUGUCAACGUUCUUUUCAAGCAAGCCACUCUCAAGGGAUUCAGUUACUAUGCCUUCAUCGUUUAUUCUUUCGCUCUCUCCACUCUUUUUCUUUUUCUCCCUCUCCCCUUCGUCUUCCAAUGGUCAAGAGGGCUUCCUCCAUUCAAUGUUUCUCUCGUCUUAAGAAUUUUUCUCCUUGGUACCAUUGGAUUUGUAGCACAGCUGUUUGGGUUUCUGACACGGUGUAUUGUGCAGCCUCUCUCGGUUGUUGAUGACGAGCUUGUUCUGAAGGUCGGAAUGACCUUUACCACUCUUGAAGAUGCCGGAAAAUUUUACAGGAACUACGCCAAGGCUGCAUGUUUCUCUACAAGAGUUCGGAUGUCGGUGCUUGGAUCAUUCACACUCUUGCUGUCCAAGCAAAGCAGAGAUGCUCAAACAGCACAGGGAACUAAGCAUGUCCAUUCGUCGUACGAUAGAGAAUAA
Messenger RNA from Arachis duranensis, 586 nucleotides. Its product is annotated as WAT1-related protein At5g40240-like. Gene Ontology annotation, molecular function: transmembrane transporter activity. The transcript is spliced from 5 exons. The record is from RefSeq and is a predicted model, not a curated record. NCBI's taxonomy places the organism in Eukaryota, Viridiplantae, Streptophyta, Magnoliopsida, Fabales, Fabaceae. Gene Ontology annotation, cellular component: plasma membrane. The coding region runs from base 47 to 586 and encodes 179 amino acids.